CGCCUUUCCCGGUCAUCCCAUUGCCGUUAAGCUAUAUUUUGGCCGCAGGUGGUUCUUUCCCAUUUUUUUGACACCUCAGGAAGUUUCAUAGUGGGGAUUAAUUUUUCAGUGUUGAUCAUUUCAAAUUUAGUUUUUUGUUUCCUUUAGGAAACUAGGAAACUUCAUGGGUGGUACAAAAGUCAAGUCACAAUUUAAUACACUGCAUAGCAUUUACCAAUUUCCCUCUAUAUAAACACUGGAAUAGUUCCAGUACUUCCAUUUCUUUCUCUAUCUCCAUCUCACUUUAAAGUGUUAACAUUUCUCUCCCUUAAACUCAAGACCCGGUUGAUAAGUAAGCUUGUGAAAGCCUUCAUCUUAAACAGCUUCUACUACUUUGGGUUUCAGGAACUUGUAGAAGAUAUGGAGAGGAGGCUAUCGAUCUGUAUGAUAGUAUGGUUUCUGGGGAUCACAGCUUUUGCUUUAGGUAUUGCUGCAGAAUUUAAGACUAUCAAGGAAUCUGAUAUUCAUUUUUUCGCUCCUGGCGGAUGUGAAUACCCAAGGACCCCAGCUUUCGCCCUCGGAUUGACUGCAUUUGUGGUUCUUUUUAUUGCUCAUACAAUGAUUCAUACUUCAGCUGGCUGUUUUUGUUGUAAUUUGAGACUAUGUAGUUGUGCUGUAUUCUAUGCGUUCAUGUCCUGGUCGAUGUUUGCUCUAGCUUGUAUUCGAUUACUUGAAGGAUCGAUGGUGAAUGACCGACAUGAGAUGUACUCCGACGUUUGUUACGAAGCUUUCGAGCGUUGGAUAUUUGCAAGAGGUGCACUAUGGAGUCUCGGAAGUAUUACCUAUGGGGUUCUGUUUUACCUCUCCAAAUCUUCAAUCAAAGAUAUGAACCAGAUGGGAACCUGAGGCAAACUUGAAGAAUAAAUAUGAAACAAGAGAUUUACGUGGUUCGGCUACGACCUACAUCCACGGAAAAAGAAAGGGAUUCGUUCUUAUUACAAUAUCAAUGAAGGACAAUAUCAAUGAAGGUUAGAGAGAUCCUUAUAUAAGAGUUGCAAUCAAAAUAUCUUUAGGAAUAAAUGCUAAAGAUAGUUGUGAUAUAUUCUUAGCAUAUGUAUUAACCAGUAUUGAUACAUAUAUGGAACUAGAAUCAAUUAAGAUAUUUCUUCUCCAAUCAACACUCUCCCUCAAGUUGAUGCGAAGAUGUCGAUUGAGCCCAACUUGGACAAUAUCUCAUGAAAUGAUGCAGCUAGUAAGCCUUUCGUAAAAAUGUCUGCAAGUUGUUGAUGACUACGCACAAAUGGUGUGCAAAUUAUCUUGGCCAGCAUCUUCUCUCUAACAAAAUGACAAUCCGCUUCAAUAUGCUUCGUCCGCUCAUGGAAUACUGGGUUUGACGCAAUAUGCAUAGCAGCUUGGUUAUCACAAAACAUUUUUGUUGGUUCUGACGAACGAAAACCCAAAUCACUUAGUAAAGCUCGAAUCAAAAUAAUUUCACAAGUAGUUGACGCCAUA
This is a messenger RNA of Papaver somniferum (opium poppy), 1491 nucleotides long. RefSeq lists its product as uncharacterized. The transcript has 4 exons. Lineage: Eukaryota; Viridiplantae; Streptophyta; Magnoliopsida; Ranunculales; Papaveraceae. Bases 400 to 885 code for a protein of 161 amino acids. The record is from RefSeq and is a predicted model, not a curated record.